This is a messenger RNA of Orycteropus afer afer, 825 nucleotides long. RefSeq names its product copper chaperone for superoxide dismutase (gene CCS). Gene Ontology annotation, molecular function: copper ion binding. Lineage: Eukaryota; Metazoa; Chordata; Mammalia; Tubulidentata; Orycteropodidae. The transcript has 8 exons. Bases 1 to 825 code for a protein of 274 amino acids. Gene Ontology annotation, biological process: removal of superoxide radicals. The record is from RefSeq and is a predicted model, not a curated record.
AUGGCGUCGGCUUCGGGGAACAGCGAGACCGCCUGCACGCUGGAAUUCGCUGUGCAAAUGACCUGUCAGAGUUGUGUGGAUGCAGUUCGCAAGUCCCUGCAAGGGGUGCCAGGUGUCCAGGGCGUGGAGGUGCAAUUGGAGAACCAGAUGGUCCUGGUGCAGACCACCCUGCCCAGCCCGAAGGUGCAGGCCCUCCUAGAGGGCACAGGGCGGCAGGCAGUACUCAAGGGCAUGGGCGAUAGCCACUUACAGAAUCUGGAAGCAGCAGUGGCCAUUCUGGGGGGGCUUGGACCUGUGCGGGGGGUGGUGCGCUUCCUGCAGUUGACGCCUGAGCGCUGCCUCAUCGAGGGGACCAUUGACGGCCUGGAGCCUGGUCCACACGGCCUCCAUGUCCAUCAGUACGGGGACCUGACCAGCAACUGUGCCAGCUGUGGGGACCACUAUAACCCUGAUGGAACGUCUCAUGGGGGCCCCCAGGACGCUGACCGGCACCGUGGAGACCUGGGGAACGUCCGCGCUGAUGCUGAUGGCCGAGCGGUCUUCAGGAUGGAGGAUGAGAAGUUGAAGGUGUGGGACGUGAUUGGCCGCAGCCUGGUGAUUGAUGAGGGGGAGGACGACCUGGGCCGUGGUAGCCACCCUUUGUCCAAGGUCACGGGGAACUCAGGCGAGAGGUUGGCCUGUGGCAUCAUCGCACGCUCCGCUGGCCUGUUCCAGAAUCCCAAGCAGAUCUGCUCCUGCGAUGGCCUCACCAUCUGGGAGGAGCGGGGCCGGCCCAUCGCCGGCCAGGGCAGGAAGGAGCCGGCUCAGCCCCCUGCCCACCUCUGA